UGCACAUACACCUGGGGGAGGAAGAGGAGGAGGAGGAGGAGCUUCCUCACUCCUCCUCCUCCUGCUCUUCUCCUUCCUCCUCCUCCUCCUCCUCUUGCCCGGGACUCCCUCGCUCUCCUCUCCCUCUCAGCCUUUGCAAGCCCCGCUCUGCCUGUGCCUGCUCUUCUCCUUCUCCUCCUUCCUCUCCCUCGCCAUGCCCAAGAAGAAGCCCCUUCCCAUCCAGCUCAACCCGGCGCCCGACGGAUCCGCUCACAAUGGGACCAGCGCGGCCGAGACAAAUCUGGAAGCCCUGCAGAAGAAGCUGGAGGAACUGGAGCUGGACGAGCAGCAACGAAAACGCCUGGAGGCCUUUCUGACCCAGAAGCAGAAAGUCGGGGAGCUGAAGGAUGAUGACUUUGAGAAGAUCAGCGAACUGGGAGCUGGAAAUGGCGGUGUGGUCUUCAAGGUCUCCCACAAGCCCUCGGGCCUCAUCAUGGCCAGGAAGCUGAUCCACCUGGAGAUCAAGCCGGCCAUUCGGAAUCAGAUCAUCCGGGAACUGCAAGUCUUGCACGAAUGCAAUUCUCCUUAUAUUGUGGGCUUCUACGGAGCAUUCUACAGCGAUGGGGAGAUCAGUAUUUGCAUGGAGAACAUGGAUGGCGGCUCCUUGGACCAAGUCCUGAAAAAGGCCGGCAGGAUACCGGAGAAGAUUCUCGGCAAAGUCAGCAUCGCGGUGAUAAAAGGCCUGACAUACCUGAGAGAGAAGCAUAAGAUAAUGCAUCGAGAUGUGAAGCCAUCCAACAUUUUGGUCAACUCCAGAGGGGAGAUCAAGCUGUGUGAUUUCGGGGUCAGUGGGCAGCUGAUCGACUCCAUGGCCAACUCCUUCGUGGGGACGCGGUCCUACAUGUCCCCCGAGCGGCUCCAAGGGACGCACUACUCAGUGCAGUCGGACAUCUGGAGCAUGGGCCUCUCCCUGGUGGAGAUGGCCAUUGGCCGGUAUCCCAUCCCGCCGCCGGACGCCAAGGAGUUGCAGCUCAUGUUUGGGGAGCCCGUCUGUGAGACCUCGCCGAGGCAGCGGCCCCCUGGGCGGCCCCUGAGUGCUUACAACUCGGACAGCCGGCCUCCGAUGGCCAUCUUUGAACUCCUAGACUAUAUCGUCAAUGAGCCACCUCCGAAGCUUCCCACUGGAGUCUUCAGCCCAGACUUCCAGGACUUUGUGAACAAGUGCUUGAUCAAGAAUCCUGCAGAAAGAGCUGACCUCAAGCAGUUGAUGGUCCACGCGUUCAUCAAGCACUCCGAGGCGGACGAGGUGGACUUUGCGGGAUGGCUGUGCGCCACUAUCGGCCUCAACCAGCCCAGUACCCCAACCCACGUUGGCGGCGGCGUCUGACUCUCGAAUUGGGGUGAAUUGAGGAUCUUCAAUUCCAAGGGGAGCUCAAUGGAGUGCUCCUUCCUCCUCCUCCUCCUCCAAGAUGGAAACCCACCGGGGUGGUCGCUUGGUGGAUUGCCACCUGCCACCACUGCCUCCUCCUCCUAUAGCCAUUUCAACCAACACAAUCUUGGCCCCAUCUUCUCAGAGCUUUUCUCCGCUUGGCGGGCAACGAUGUGUAUUUCCACCACAAAAUAUUGCCCUACUUCACAUGUGCCAAAUUAUUUCCUCCCUGUGUCGCCUCUUCCUUCCUUCCUUUUUUCCCCAAGGGUCCUUAAUUAAUAUGUUUCUAAUUGACAACUUGUUUGCCAACUGACCAAACACGCGAUGCUUCAAAGCGAACAAGAGCAUCCUUUCCAAAUGCGAAGUGCGUCCUCAUCUCCACCUCAAUUGUUGUCGACCGCUUUUCUUUUCUUGUAACUUGAUGGUCCUUUCUCAGUCUUGCCUAUCCAAGUCUCUCAGGUUAAAUCAUUAGGGAAGGCCGCUCCCAAAGAAGUUUGAGCAUGAUCUGCUCCAAAGCUGAGAUCGAAGUAACUCUCCUGACUUUUGCAUAAAGACUUCUAAAUUGGUAUGGGACGGGUCAAGAUCUUCAACCACAGAUGAUACUCCUAUUUAUUCAUAAAGUCUCUUGUUGAAAAGGUGGGGACGACACUGCCCGACUCCCUGAUUGUUUUGUAUUCUAAGGACAGGCGGCGAUAAGACUAAUGCUCUCAGCCAAAAGAAGGAAAUGCACUGAAAUCCUCCUCCUCCUCCUCCAAAGACCAGCCAACUUUUGCUUACGAAGAAAAACUGCAUAGACGUUUGUGUUUGGAAAAUCCUUUUUAAUCAUUUCAUUCUGUCAGAUGUUCCGCAGUUCAAUCCUACACUAAUAAAUAGAUCAUGGUGUUACUCA
Messenger RNA from Anolis sagrei ordinatus, 2297 nucleotides. RefSeq names its product mitogen-activated protein kinase kinase 1 (gene MAP2K1). Lineage: Eukaryota; Metazoa; Chordata; Lepidosauria; Squamata; Anolidae. Gene Ontology annotation, molecular function: protein kinase activity; ATP binding. Gene Ontology annotation, biological process: protein phosphorylation. The record is from RefSeq and is a predicted model, not a curated record.